AUGGCACCUCAGCACGACGUCGACAUCGAGAAGGACCAGGACGGCCAGAAGCACGUGGUGAUCACGUCGGUUGAAGGCGUCGACGCCGCUGCGUUGGCAACGGCCGCCGUUGCUGGCAAGGAGCUCGAUCCCGCCGAGGCUCGCCGCCUCGUGCGCAAGAUAGACCUGAAUAUCUUGCCGCUCAUGUGCUUUGUCUACAUGAUACAAUUCCUAGACAAGGUAUCGCUGUCCUACGCGAGCAUCAUGGGCAUCCGCAAGGAGAACCAUCUCACGCUCGGACAGUACUCGUGGCUGUCAAGUAUCUUCUACCUCGCCUUCCUCGUCGGCGAAUGGCCGACGAACUACGCACUUCAGCGCCUCCCGCUCGCCAAAUGGACGUCGAUCAACGUCAUUCUGUGGGGUGGUGUGCUUGCGUGCACUGCAGCAACGAAGAACUUCCAAGGACUCAUGGCCGUUCGCUUCUUCCUCGGCUUGCUCGAGUCGUGCGUUUCGCCGGCAUUCAGUCUCGUCACGUCGCAGUGGUACAAGAAGAACGAGCAAGGGACGCGAACCGGAAUCUGGUUCAGCUGCAACGCUCUUGCUCAGAUUUUCGGCGCCUUGAUCGCCUGGGGCUUCGCCAAGCACGAUAUGGCGGGCGACUUCAGCAUCCCCGGCUGGAAAGUCCUCUUCCUCUUCCUCGGCGGCAUCACGAUGGCCCUCGGCGUCCUCCUUCUCAUCUUCCUCCCCGACUCGCCUCUCAAUGCACGCUUUCUCACCGAGCACGAACGCGUCCUCGCCAUCGAGCGCAUCCGGUCGAACAACAGCGGCAUCGGCAACAAGAAGUACAAGUGGUAUCAGGUCCGCGAGGCGCUCCUCGACCCGCUUACGUGGCUUUACUGCCUGUUUGCAGCCGCCAACAUGGUCAUUAAUGGCGGCAUCACUUCCUUCUUCAACAUCCUUAUCUCGAGCUUUGGUUUCAACACUCUCGACUCGCUCCUUUUUGGCGCGCCAGGCGGAGCGACCGUCGUCGUCGCCGUCCUGCUGUUCCUUUGGCUCGGCGAUCGCUUCAAGAAGCGCUGCCUGUGCGGCAUCUGCGCGCUUCUCGUCGGCAUGCUCGGCAUGCUGCUCAUCUGGCAGCUGCCGACGCACUACAAAGUCGGUCGAUUGAUCGGGUACUACCUGUGCAACGUUUUCGUCGCCGGCUUCAUCGUGGUAUUCUCGCUUGUCGGAAGCAACGUUGCAGGAUCCACAAAGAAGUCUACCGUCCUCGCGGCGUUUUUCGUUGCAUACGCCUGUGGCAAUCUGAUCGGACCGCAGACCUUUAGGUCGAAAGACGCGCCUCGGUACGCCCCCGCCCUCGCGACGUCGGUCGCCUUGAUUUGCUUCUGCAUCGUCGACCUCGCCCUCAUCUGGUUCAUCACGGCGCGGAGGAACCGUAAGCGCGACGAGAUCAUGUCGUCGCCGGACUAUGUGGCUCGCGAGAACGUCGAAUUCCUGGACGAGACGGACCUCGAGAACGUCGCGUUUCGCUAUGUUUCCUGA
Molecule: messenger RNA, 1521 nt
Organism: Rhodotorula toruloides NP11
Lineage: Eukaryota; Fungi; Basidiomycota; Microbotryomycetes; Sporidiobolales; Sporidiobolaceae
Product: MFS transporter, allantoate permease
Exons: 10
Coding region: 1-1521 (506 amino acids)
Biological process (GO): tripeptide transport; dipeptide transport; allantoate transport
Cellular component (GO): plasma membrane
Molecular function (GO): dipeptide transmembrane transporter activity; allantoate transmembrane transporter activity
Source: RefSeq, a predicted model, not a curated record